AUGUUCUCCUCAGCUCUGAAAACCUUUCAGUCCAACAUUUCCGCGAAUUAUACCCUAUCAUCGAGUCCUACAGCGAUCUCAGGCGCGUGGAAGAUAUUUGAUGGAAAGAAGAAGGGUACAGGCAAGGCAGUAUCUGUCUUUGUCUUUGACAGGAAGUCUUUGGAGCCUCAUUCUGGGGGCCUCAGCAGAGGGAGUGGCGGCUCGUCACUACGAAGAUUGCAAGAUGAAGUGGUUGCAAGGAUCAAGAAAGAAGCUAGUAUGCUUGCAAGAUUACGGCAUCCGAGCAUUCUAGAGCUUGCAGAGCCGGUCGAAGAUACAAGAAGCGGAGGCUUGAUGUUUGCUACAGAGCCUGUCACUGCCACUUUAUCAGGCUUACUGCAAGACCAGGAUGAUCAGGAAAGAUAUGGAGGCUCGUCGAGUCGACCGAGCCGCGUUGUGGUUGAAGAUGCCGAAGGUCAAAGAAGAAGGAAAGAACUUGAGCUCGACGAGCUGGAGAUCCAGAAAGGACUACUUCAGGUUGCUCAGGGUUUAGAAUUCUUGCAUGAGUCUGCUGGUCUAGUCCAUGGCAACUUGACCCCUGAGGCAAUCUUCGUCAAUGCUAAAUCGGAUUGGAAGAUUGGUAGUUUUGGAUUUGCUGGGCCGCCUGAUCAGUCGAACACACAGUCGAACUUGACUCCGAUAUCGUUAUCAGAAGUCAUGUAUCAUGACCCGCGACUGCCUAGAUCCAUCCAAUUAGAUCUCGACUUCACCUCUCCUGACUUUGCUAUGGAUAGUAGUGUCACGACAUCUGCGGAUAUGUUCUCGUUAGGCAUUCUCCUGAUUGUACUUUACAAUUCGCCGCAUACAUCCCCCAUCAAAAGUAAUUCGAAUCUCUCAACAUACAAGAAACUAUUCAGCUCCUCAUCUACAACACCUUCAAUGUCCAACAACUUCCUAUCUACCAAGCCCUUGCCAAAUGAAUUAAAAUCAGCAACACUGCCGAGACUGAUUACUCGAAGGCCAGCGUCUCGCAUGAAUGCAAGGGAAUUCCAACAGUCAGCAUUUUUUGACAAUAUCCUGGUAUCAUCCAUCCGAUUUCUGGAUACGCUCCCAGCCAAAACGCCAAAUGAGAAAUCUCAGUUUUUGAGAGGCCUUACAAAUAUUCUAGGCCAAUUUCCCAAAUCUGUACUUGAUAAGAAGGUUCUACCAGCGCUACUUGAUGAAACCAAGGACAAAGACUUACUGAAUUUGAUAUUGCAAAAUGUCUUCAAGAUCGUCAAGAUUUUGCCAUCAUCCCAACGUGCCAUGAGUGACAAAAUACUACCCCAUCUUCGCGAGAUAUUUGCAGCAGGUAACUCGAAACCUGUUGGGGAAAAGGAUACUGCAAAAGAAGCUGGGCUUGCCAUUGUCUUGCAGAAUGUAACUCUCAUAGGAGAUAAUUGCGGCGGUAAAGAGUUCAAAGAUUACAUGCUGCCCAUCAUAUUAUCUGCUAUGGACUCUUCAACCCACGCUAUCGUGGACAAAGCCUUGAGCUGCCUGCCAAAAGUUCUUUCAAUCCUGGAUUUCUCAAGUAUUAAGAAUGAGGUAUUUCCAGUCGUUGCUGCUGUAUUCAGCAAAACAAGCAGCCUUGGCAUCAAGGUGCGUGGCCUCGAAGCUUUUGUUAUCUUGUGCGGUGGCUCCAACGACAGCUCUGACAUUGGCGAUGAUCUGAACGGCGCGAAAGCCGGCAAAGCCUCCAACAGCGCUGUACUGGACAAAUAUACUGUCCAGGAGAAGAUUGUACCGCUGCUGAAAGUCAUCAAGACCAAGGAACCUGCAGUCAUGAUGGCGGCGUUGAACGUUUUCAAACAAGUUGGUAGCAUUGCUGAUGCAGAUUUCUUGGCCAUGGAUGUACUGCCCAUCCUUUGGAGUUUCAGCCUUGGUCCCCUGCUCAAUCUUGACCAAUUCAAUGCAUUCAUGAACCUUGUCAAGACCCUCUCUUCACGUAUAGAGCAGGAGCAGGUGAGAAAGCUGAAGGAAAUUUCCUCAACAUCAAGUCGGUCUAUGGAUCAAACAAUAUCCAAUGACCUCAUGAAUGUAGGGUCAGCCAAUGGUAUUGCGAAUGGACAAGACGAUGUGGGCGAGAACGAUUUCGAGCGUCUAGUAUUAGGCAAAAAACCCGGUCAACCCCCCAAUACAGACAUGCUAGGAGACGCUUUGCAGCCUCAAAAUCAACCUGCAAUACCAUCGCAGCAGCCGACUCUCCAAUGGCAACGGUCAGCCUCGAACAUAAGUCAACGCCAACAUGGUAACAACUCAAUGAGUGCUCUGAAGCCUCAGUCUCGAGCGAUCACUCCUGACCAAACAUUGAGCGCUAUUGCACCGCCUCCAGCCAUCAAUGCUGGUAACAAUGGUAUGACGGGUCUCGCCAACAAGCCUAUGGGACCAACGCAGAACAGCUUCGCGGGAGGUAUGACAAACGGAUCAAUGCAACCACAGCUCACACAUCCACUUCAACCACAGCCCUACCAAAUGCCUCAGCAGCAGCAGAAAAAGAGUGGACUAGACGCUUUUGAGAGCUUACUAUGA
This is a messenger RNA of Bacidia gigantensis, 2547 nucleotides long. RefSeq lists its product as uncharacterized. The coding region runs from base 1 to 2547 and encodes 848 amino acids. Gene Ontology annotation, biological process: protein phosphorylation. The transcript has 2 exons. Lineage: Eukaryota; Fungi; Ascomycota; Lecanoromycetes; Lecanorales; Ramalinaceae. The record is from RefSeq and is a predicted model, not a curated record. Gene Ontology annotation, molecular function: protein kinase activity; ATP binding.